AUGGAACAUUUGUAUGUGGAUAAUAUCCUACUUCGUGCGAAUACAGUUGAAGAAGCACUGCACAAAAUGUCCCGUUCUGUUUGGGAAUACGAAAACAGAGUAGUGAGCCCUGACCCCACAGCGACCGAUGAAUCAAUCGAUGUAGCAAGAAAGUGCCGAGUAAUUAAGGCACCCACCAUAUCAUUACCAAAAUUCCAUGGAAAUCAGGAAGAAUUCUCUGAGUUCUGGGCGAUUUUCGAAACACUUGUGCACAAUAGCACUGAGAUCAGCCAAAUAGAAAAGAUUGUCCUUCUUAAGGAGAGUCUCAAGGGACCGGCUGAGAAAGUCAUAAGAGGCAUACAACCGGUACCCAAAAAUUACCCGUGGAUGGUAGAAACCAUCACAAAGAGAUACUCAUACCAGCCAAUAAAUCCGAAUAGUUCAAAACUUUCGAAAUCUAAAAACCAGCAUCUAAAAAAACGAAAGCUA
This is a messenger RNA of Ostertagia ostertagi, 468 nucleotides long. The record is from the annotation of a GenBank genome assembly. Lineage: Eukaryota; Metazoa; Nematoda; Chromadorea; Rhabditida; Trichostrongylidae.